AUGACUUUUGGCCCGACAGCAAGCGUAGACCGGCCUGAGCAACGGCAACCAGAUGCGCACUCCAACCCAUGCACCCCGAAGUUGCCAGACAAGGUGAAUUCUGCCCCCUUUGUUCAGGGACAGCGCAUCCGCUUGAAGAAAGGCGAAGUAAAUUACCAGCUGCUUGGGCCACCGACAGCACCGGUGGUGCUUUGCUUGCAUGGCCUCAAUGGUGCCUUGUCCAGCUUUGAGGGCCUGAUGCCCUUGCUGGUGCAAAGCUUCCGAGUGCUGUGCUUUGAUUUGUACGGGUUUGGACUCAGCGCUGCGCCUUCGGGGCGCUUGGACAUCGACGCCUACGUGGGCCAGGUGCAAGAACUCCUCGAUGCCUUGAUGCCCAAUGAGAAGGUGUUCCUCCUCGGUUUCAGCAUGGGCGGCUGUGUGGCCGUGGAGUUCACGAAUCGCUUCCCGGAAAGGGUAGAGCGACUGCUGCUGGUGGCUCCUGGUGGACUGCUGCAGAGGUCGAAGACCCCCUGCCAGCCACUGCUCUUUGGCUGCCUGCGAACACGGCUUGGAGGCUGCCUGCUCUCUGCAGCCACGCUGUUGGCUUGCUGCUCCAGCUGCUGCGUGAGGCGCAACCUUCGCGGGGACAAGCUGGCCGAUCGCUUUGAGCUGGAUGUGCGAGAGCCAGAGAAGUUCAAGGGCGUCAGCCGUCAGAAUGGUGAGCGCUUCCUGUGGAACUUGCACCGCUCUGUGAAUUCGUACUUGCGAGUUUUGCGGCGCAUGCCACUGUGGGCCGACGACUUCAAGGAGUGCUACGUAACCCUCGCCAAGGGAAGCACGCCUCUUCUUUUUCUUUGGGGUGACAGUGACUGCACUGUGCCUUUCUGCGAGGCCGAAGAGGAGGUCAGGCAGAUCUUCGCACCGAACGGGGUGUCCUGCUGCAUGCUGCCAGAAGCAGGGCACGGUUUGCUGCUUGAGGAUGCGGCCCAAGUAGCACAUUGUGCCACAGCCUGGUUCAGCGAUUUGCAGGAUCCCGCGUGGCAGCAGUGCUUGGCUCGCUGGAGGCUGCGAAGCCCAGAUGCUCCAGCUGACCCCGGUGCCGUUUAG
Molecule: messenger RNA, 1086 nt
Organism: Effrenium voratum
Lineage: Eukaryota; Dinophyceae; Suessiales; Symbiodiniaceae
Source: the annotation of a GenBank genome assembly